This is a messenger RNA of Orcinus orca (killer whale), 961 nucleotides long. It is a transcript of the gene BCL2A1, whose product is annotated as BCL2 related protein A1. The transcript is spliced from 2 exons. NCBI's taxonomy places the organism in Eukaryota, Metazoa, Chordata, Mammalia, Artiodactyla, Delphinidae. Gene Ontology annotation, cellular component: mitochondrial outer membrane. Bases 250 to 777 code for a protein of 175 amino acids. Gene Ontology annotation, molecular function: protein heterodimerization activity; channel activity; protein homodimerization activity. Gene Ontology annotation, biological process: extrinsic apoptotic signaling pathway in absence of ligand; release of cytochrome c from mitochondria; negative regulation of apoptotic process. The record is from RefSeq and is a predicted model, not a curated record.
ACAGGAUGAGGAAGUGGCCUCUCUUUGAAACAUCUUCUUCUUUCACAUGUUAAACUUUCUCUUUCACACAGAGCCUACGUAUGAAAGUGACAAGGAGGAAGGAUACUAUCAAGUGAUGCAAACAGAAAUUCCACCAGCCUCCAGAUACCAUGUGUCAUAUUACGCGAAGCUGCGUGAGUUUGUGCUUCAGACUGCCUUGGUCACUUCCAGGUGAACAAGCUCAAGACUUUGCUCUCCAGCAGGAAGAAGAUGACCGACAGCGAGUUUGGCUAUAUUCACAUGCUGGCCCAGGACUACCUGAAGUACGUCUUGCAGAUACCGCAACCUGGAUCUGGUCCAAGCAAAACAUCCAGGGUGUUACAAGACGUUGCUUUCUCAGUCCAAAACGAAGUUGAAAAGAAUUUGAAACCAUGCUUGGACAAUAUUGAUGUUGUGUCCAUAGACACCGCCAGAACAAUAUUCAACCAAGUGAUGGAAAGGGAAUUUGAAGAUGGCAUCGUUAACUGGGGAAGGAUUGUGACCAUAUUUGCAUUUGAAGGCAUUCUCAUCAAGAAACUUCUAGGAAGGCGAAUUGCCCCAGAUGUGGACACUUACAAGGAGAUUUCUUACUUUGUUGCAGAGUUCAUAACCAAAAACACAGGAGAAUGGAUAAGGCAGAAUGGAGGCUGGGAAAAUGGCUUUGUAAAGAAGUUUGAACCCAAAUCUGGCUGGCUGACUUUUCUGGAAGUUACAGGAAAGACCUGUGAAAUAUUAUGUCUCCUGAAGCAGUACUAUUGACCAAAAAGGACACUCCAUAUUGUGAAAUCUGCCUAAUUUUCUUGAAUCGUACAAUAAGCACUUGCCAACACUUACUUCUACUUCUAAACAAAUAACUUUGAUGAUAUAACUUGACAUUCCAGAGUUAUGGGAAUUUUGUCCCCAUUUUAAUGAAUAAAUUGUAUGUAUUUGUUUCUAUACGUAA